This is a messenger RNA of Suillus clintonianus, 1730 nucleotides long. RefSeq lists its product as uncharacterized. Gene Ontology annotation, molecular function: protein binding. The record is from RefSeq and is a predicted model, not a curated record. The coding region runs from base 41 to 1606 and encodes 521 amino acids. NCBI's taxonomy places the organism in Eukaryota, Fungi, Basidiomycota, Agaricomycetes, Boletales, Suillaceae. The transcript is spliced from 3 exons.
GCCGGGAUCAGUUGCCCAUCUCAAGAGAGUGGACCACGAAAUGAAGCCCAAAGCAGGCUUUCUGUCUCUUGCUGAAGAACUCCGGUUGUACAUUCUGAGCUUCCUUUCUUGCAGAGAUAUUCUUCGCUGUACAUCCGUAUGCAAGGCCCUUCGACAGACAUACUUGUCCUCCUCCGAGCUCCAGUACAUCGUCGAACUCAAUGGCCAACGGUUACUCCCUGUUCCCAACACGGACGAUCACACUCCUACUUCUGAGCGCCUACAGCUCUUGAGGGACAGAGCUCACGUGUGGUUCAAGGUUGACUUCCACUCUUCCGAAACCGUUUUUAUACCAGAUGUAUCGGACUAUGUAGACCAAUUUGUCGCCGAUGGGCAUCUCUACUUGUGGGACGCACACGAAGACAAGGCCGCGAUCAUUCCAAUUCUUCCAAAGCCCUCACAACAAAGAAUCGAACGCAACUGGUCUCCAGGAACGCUGUGUUCAGUUCCCAACUCCACCAACCUCGAUGUGUUCAUGAACCCAGCACAAAACCUGAUCGCUGUCGUGUAUCGCAUCGUUGAUGAUGAGAGACUCUAUAUUCAACUUAGAGCCCUGUAUAGUGAUAGCGAUCAUUCCCAAGCUGCCGGACGGACACUAUUCCCGUCAGGGCUUCCCGGAUACGACAAUGAAUGGAUAAAUGCGACACUCAAAGGUUGUGGGAGGCAUAUCGCUUUGCAGUGCUGGUUGAUGGUUGAAGCGGAUGCACUAGGGGAUUACUCCAAGUGUGUAUGGCAGUUGCAGAUUUGGGAAUGGCAACACUCAACGACAUCCAGUAGCACCCUCAGCGGCAUAUUACUCAAUCCAGUUGUUGAUCCAACUGAUUUUUGUUUCCUCGGAAACGAUAGGUUGCUGGUUGUCGCCGAUGAUUUGAAGAUCUAUUCAAUCGAGGAUAUGUCCCGGGCGCCGCAAUUACUGGCAUGCUUCCUGUCUCCCGUCCCAUUGCGGAACAUACGGUGCCUCCUUCCGAUGGAUAAUAUUGGGCAUAGUUCACAGAUGCAAGCCCAACGCACAAUGUACACCUCAGACCCUACAAAUCGACUACUAUGCCUUACCGUGUCUGGUCUAGUGUUCAUUAUUUCCACGAGGAUUUUCUUCGACCUUCAUGGAAUGCCAGCCGCAGUAACGCCAAUACCAUGGAAUCAAUGGGGUCCCUCAAAUGCCCGUGUUUUCGGUCGCCCAUCCUACUAUAAUGUUCACGUUAGCGGAAAUCGACUUUUGUUGCAGUCGCUCCAAGUUCAGCGCACGGCCUUGGACUUCGAGCACUAUAUAUUUCAAAUGCUAGAUUUCAGCCCGCUAGCUGCCAUGAACAGGCGGGGUCUAGGACGAUUGGUGACAGAGCCAUAUACGGUAGAUAUCAGUGACUGCACUGGCAGGCCUGGGGAGAGCUUGACAACCUCUCUGCCCUACGUCGAGGUCGAAUCGGAUAGAAUGUUCAUUAUGUUCGAAGACACAUUGAUUGAUAGGGAUAGAAUUUAUUUGCUCGACUGGGAACCCGAAGUGGAAGGUUCAACACCACCUACGUAUCUCGCGACGAGGUCGAGUAGGGUUGAGGUCAUUGAUUUCUAGAGCAGAGUCUGUUACUUACUGUUGCUUAUCAGCUAAUUGAUUUAGUUAGUUGGUUGUACGAAGAUGGGUGGGUCGUCGAUCGAGCGCUUGGAUUAGUCUCCCGAGUCCUUUUAACAAAAUCGCU